Funneliformis caledonium is the source of this 591-nucleotide messenger RNA. NCBI's taxonomy places the organism in Eukaryota, Fungi, Glomeromycota, Glomeromycetes, Glomerales, Glomeraceae. The record is from the annotation of a GenBank genome assembly.
AUGUCGUUAGAAAAGGAACCCUUGGGUGCUGAUUAUAAUCGUCGCAAAGUUCUUUUAGCUUACAAUCCAAAUUCAAUAACAAAUUCUCAACAUCUUUAUGAGUGGGCAGUUUCAAAUAUUCUUCGACCCAACUUGGACCACGUUUACUUAAUUUCAGUCAUCAAUACGCCAAAAAUAUAUUACCCCACAACCGAUAUGUGGACGCUCGGUCUGGGUUAUUAUCCAAAUAAUUCUAACUUUGAUACAUUGGACGAUGAAUAUAAGAAUUACAUUAAGAAUGAGCAAGAACGUGCUAAUAAUAUGUUAAAGGUUAUUUCCUGUGAAUUAACCCGAAGUAAUAUUACAAGCAAUGUGAUUAUUACGAAAGGAGAUGUACGUGAAGCAUUAGUAAAUAUUUGUAAAUCCGUCAAACCCGAUAUAAUCUUAGUCGCCCCCCCUUCCAAGCGAUCAAAGAUCAUAUUAAAAAGUUCUGUUUUGAACCAUGUCAGGAAACACAUGAAAGAUAUUCCUGUGAUAACUAAUGCCAAUGAUGACUUGCAUCGAAGGGAUGGGAAAGUUUCAAAGCAAAGUAAGAAUUUCACGUGUAAUUAA